Xiphophorus hellerii (green swordtail) is the source of this 981-nucleotide messenger RNA. Its product is annotated as transcription factor BTF3-like. The transcript has 7 exons. Bases 16 to 699 code for a protein of 227 amino acids. The record is from RefSeq and is a predicted model, not a curated record. NCBI's taxonomy places the organism in Eukaryota, Metazoa, Chordata, Actinopteri, Cyprinodontiformes, Poeciliidae.
ACUUAAUAUUUUUUCAUGUUUGUUUUACGCUUUAAUUUACGUCACUUCCUGGGCUCCCUCCUUUCUGCCUCCAUCUCUUAUUGCGUGAGCCGCGUGUUUACACACUUCCAGGAAAUAUUUCCAAACAGCCACUGUGUCUCUACUACAGCAAAGGAAAAGUGUAGUAGAGUUGUGUUACUUUCUGUCUCAUAUAACUGGUGUCAGGAAGCUAUGAAGGAGUCGAUAAUGAACCAAGAGAAGCUUGCCAAACUGCAGGAGCAGGUCCGCAUAGGUGGUAAGGGGUCAGCCCGAAGAAAGAAGAAGGUGGUGCAUCGGACGGCUACAGCAGACGAUAAGAAGCUGCAGUUUUCACUGAAAAAACUAGGAGUCAACAACAUCUCUGGUAUUGAAGAGGUGAAUAUGUUCACAAACCAGGGGACGGUGAUCCACUUCAAUAACCCAAAGGUUCAGGCCUCCUUGGCUGCCAACACGUUUACGAUCACAGGGCAUGCUGAGAAUAAACAGCUAACAGAGAUGCUUCCGGGAAUCCUCAACCAGAUGGGAGCUGAUAGUCUUACCAGCCUCAGGAGAUUAGCAGAAACUCUGCCCAAACCAGCUGGAGACAACAAAGCUCCCAUAGUUGCUGCCGAAGAGGAAGAUGACGAAGUUCCUGAUCUUGUGGAAAACUUUGAUGAAGCUUCAAAGAACGAAGCAAAUUAACCAACAUGACGACAUCUGAGUGUUUCUCGAGUCAGCACUGUAUUUAAGUCAUGUAUUUCUGGUUACAAACAUAACCUGCUUUUAAAUUUAACAAUUGGGUUGGAACAAGAAAAUUGACUUUUUACAGAAAAUGUUAUUAUACAGUUAAAGCAAACAGAAUUUAGUAGAACCUGCACAAGUUUGUCUUUCUCAUGCUGCCUUCUUCACAUUGCAGUACCCAUGCAUCAAAAAUGUAUUGGUGGAAUUAAUUGUGUAAUAAAGAUAACAUUUUAACUUCUUUUA